Molecule: messenger RNA, 1932 nt
Organism: Blastomyces dermatitidis ER-3
Lineage: Eukaryota; Fungi; Ascomycota; Eurotiomycetes; Onygenales; Ajellomycetaceae
Exons: 2
Coding region: 1-1932 (643 amino acids)
Source: RefSeq, a predicted model, not a curated record
AUGUCCGAUCAAGAUAUUCAGAGGACAGCGUCGCCUGGAGGGUCGCUAGAUUUCGAUAUCCCGAUCCCCGUGCAUAGGAGGGAUACCAUUCAUUUGACUCCAUACUCAACACCCCUCCCAUACGUCAGUGAUGAUGAUGAUGCUCAAGCUGGACGAAGAGGACGUUCGCCAACUCGAUCCCGUGUUAAAGAAGAUAGUCGUUCACCAUCUAUGCAAUCUCUGCUUCCUGUUUACUCAAUUCGAGAGGGGCGAAGGACACUGUUGCUCGUCUACAUCCACGGCUUUGUAGGAUCGGAUACCAGCUUCAAAAAAUUCCCAGCGCAUGUUCAUAAUCUGCUCACUGUUAUGCUGUCUGAAUCGCACGUUGUUCAUUCCAAAAUUUAUCCCCGAUACAAGACAAGGAAAGCGAUCGAAUUUGUUAGGGAUGAUUUUAGUUAUUGGUUAACACCUCAUGAAUCCCCUAAUACAGACAUAGUGUUGGUUGGACACAGCUUGGGUGGAAUUCUUGCAGCAGAGAUUGCCCUCCUGGGGCCGUCUGAUCCACAGGUCCUGGAAAUGUUUAGGCAUCGCAUAAUGGGGACUAUCAACUUGGACGUCCCAUUCCUAGGCCUCCAUCAUGGUGUCGUUGCCAGCGGCAUCGGGAGUUUGUUUAGACCCAAAGACAAGAAGAAGAAGAAGAACGACCCACAGAACCAGCCUUUUCCCGUUGACUCCUCCAUCAUGGCGCCCUACAUUUCUUCCGCUCAUGAUCCUAACUUCGACCCGAUGUUCCCAAAUGACAUCCGACUUACAGAGCGAUCACAACUUGAUGGAGCCUUGAAUUUUAUAUUCAAAAAUUCCAACCAGCUUGUGGAUGCGACUAGGAAAUAUAUUUCCUCGCAUGUGGAGUUUGGCUUGUGUAUCGCCGACUACCCUGGUCUCAAGCGACGAUACAGGCGCCUGAGAGAAUUAGAAGACAUUGACGGGUGCAACCCAAAGCUGGAUGGCAGCGGCCGGCCAUUUCGCCGUAUUAGAUUUGUUAACUAUUAUACCGCUGCCACAGGAAAAAUUAAAUCGCCCGCUAGUGAAAAUAACAAUGACAGUGUAACUAAUGCAAGCGGGCUGGAAGGCAGGUCGAUGGCUCCGGGGUCGAUAUCCUCCCCUGAGCCUGGCCACGUUAGAUCAUUAUCCGUCGAUCCUCGAAGACCAACGGAGGAAAAGACUGGAGAUUCACUGGGCUUCUCGCAAGGAAGAAAUGAAGGAGAAGGCAGCCCAGAAACUCCACAAUUAGUAAUAGAACAAGCUCACAGCCCGCCAGAAAAUACCAAUACGGCCCCAGUGGAAGAUACAUAUCCUGACUUCCCGCCUCCGCCAAACCAGCCGCCAGAGUUCGACCCUUCUCUGUACGGUUCAAAGGCACUCUUAAAGGAAGCGCAGAAAGACCACUCUCGCCAAAUGAAAACGUAUGAAAAGGCAGUGAAAGAAAGGGAAAAGAAAAUGAAAGCUCACAAAAAACUCACCAGCAAGCAGGAGCGAGCUGCGGAAAAGGAACAGUUGCAGAGAAAUAAAGAGAUCUUAUUUCCCACAUCCUCUCCAACCAACCAUAACUACAACUACAACUCAUCUCCAACGAGCGGAGCCUUACCAAACGGUAUCAAAGAGGUUGAGUCAGCCUGCAACACGCCUGAUAUCAAUCCAAGCACUCCUUCCAAACCCAAGAAAGACCGGAAAUUCUGUGCACUCCCUCCAAGGGAAGCAGAUGGUGAGCGGGAUCCAUUGUGGGUGCGGGUUUAUAUGGAAGGAGUAGACGAAGUUACCGCUCACCAGUCCCUGUUCGUUUCUCGAAACGCGGCAUAUGAUCGGCUAGUGGGAGAUGUAGCUGCUCGCAUCGAGGGAUGGGUACAAGAUGAUUUGACGACGCAAGUGCUCAAGAAUGCUUCGGAAGAAAAAUAA